AUGAACACCCGGGGUAGAGGAACCAGAGGUGAAUCGAGUUCGCGAGCCAGAACGGCAGAGGAUCCUAGAGUUGAUGGAGUUUUAAGGGCUCUAGAGGCGAUUGGACAGUUGAUAGGCUUGCAGACUCAAGAACGAACUGCUGCUGCUACUGCUGCCGCUGAGGCUGCUGCAGUCGCCGCUCAGAAUAAUCCGGGGAAUGGAAAUGGAAAUGAGAAUCACCAGAAGCAUAAGCUGGUAGAGCAGUUCUUGAAACUUAAGCCAUCAAAGUUCGACGGGAAAGGUGAUCCCGAGGCUGCCACUCGAUGGGUUGAGGAAUUGGAAAAGGCCUUUGCACUUCUAGGGUGCACAGAGGAGGAAAAGGUGACUUUGGCUGUGUAUCAACUUCAAGAUAAUACUAAUGAUUGGUGGAAGGCCACCCGAGAAAGAAUUUUCCCGGUGGGCACGGUGCCGAACUGGACCGGCUUCAUCGAUGCCUUUAAUGGGAACUACUUUUCUGAGAGUGCUCAAGAACAGAAGAUGGCAGAAUUCUUACGGCUUUGCUAG
Molecule: messenger RNA, 543 nt
Organism: Syzygium oleosum
Lineage: Eukaryota; Viridiplantae; Streptophyta; Magnoliopsida; Myrtales; Myrtaceae
Exons: 1
Coding region: 1-543 (180 amino acids)
Source: RefSeq, a predicted model, not a curated record